UAUAUGACAGUUCCGUAAAUGCCAUGGGUCGGGCUACGUUAAAUACACACUAUACAAUUUUUUAUUUACAAAUAUAAUGUUAUUGUGCAUAUAAUUGUAAGAAAAAGUAUACGAGCUAUCGUGAUUGCUGUUAAAAUAUUUUUUCGUAAGCAGGUCACGAAAUGGCUCCAACGCUAUUAAUGUUUCUGGUAUUAUUACCAGUGUUGAGAUCAGAAUAUAUCCCCCCCGGCCCGGCAUAUCCCUGUCCUAAAGAUACCGAUAGACAGCUGUUAUAUCCUUGCACAUGCCAACAAGGGACUGAUGAUGGAUUGUUCAUAAAAUGCGAGAACACAGGGUUGGCGGUCAUGAGCGUUGGACUCGGUAACAUAGCCGGCUUAGGGCUGCCCAUCGAGAGGUUGGAGAUACGUGAAUGUAAAAUUGUGCACCUAUUCGGACCGUUAUUACAUAGAUCCAGUGUGAGAGUGUUACACAUCAUCGACACACCCAUAAAAACCAUAGACGAGUUCGCAUUUGCCGGUGUGAACAAGACCUUACAAGAGAUAUACAUGACUAAUACAAGGAUAUCACAGUUCCCCAAAGAAGCAUUUAAGAUCCUAGGCAAUCUGACGACUCUAUCUAUAGAUGGGCACCUGAUGACGUCACUGUCCAAGGAUAUUUUUGGCGGCAGCCUAGCUGUUGGCAAGCUGGAGAAGCUACAUCUCGUCAACGGCUUGUUAAACGACAUACCAGUAGAAGCCUUUCAAAAUUUAAAGAAGCUUAAAACGCUUGAUCUUCACGGUAAUAAAUUGGUGACGCUGAAGAGGAAUCAGUUCAAAGGACUCAGAGACACCGAGGUGUUGGAUUUGAGUUACAACAAUCUGACAAAGCUAGACGGAAGUCACAUAGGAGACCUCACUAAGCUGGGUUGGUGUAACGCCAGCCAUAACAAUCUACCGGACAUACCGAGGGGUAUGUUCGCGAGGAACACUGUCAUAAAGGUUGUUCAUUUGGACAACAAUAAGAUCAAAAAGCUAGACGUGAACAGCUUCAGGGGAAUGAGGUUUUUAAGACGACUCUACCUUCAAGACAAUCAGAUAUCUGACGUUGGUCGGGGAACCUUCUCAUCGGUGACUCGUAUAGGUACAGUGGACCUGGCAAGAAACCUCAUCACCAAAGUGGAUUAUCAAAUGUUCCAAUCUGUAAAAUACGCUGAGCUCAUAAAUUUAUCAGAGAACAGGAUAACUUCAAUAGACAAACAGGCGUUCACUGAUCUGUACCUGGCUGUAGUGAACGUGUCGCACAACGAGAUAUCGAGCAUCGAACCCGGGGCCUUCGAGAACUGUAACAAUAUGACGCUGCUGGACCUGAGCUACAACAGGCUGAGGGAGAUCAACAGAAACGCUUUCGACGAGAACACGUAUGCUAACGAGCUGAAAGUUACUUACAAUGAGUUCACUGAUCUGGGACAGAUCCCAAUACACAAUAUGACGGGUAUAAGGAUAUUGAACGCCUCCCACAACCUCAUAACGACGAUACCCAAGAUGGCGUUCCCGAAGCUGUACGAACUACACACAGUUGACAUAUCAUACAACAAUCUGUCUGAUAUAUUUAAUAGUGUUUUUCAGAAUUUGUUCUCGUUGAGAUAUCUCAACCUAAGUCACAAUUCCUUGGAGCGAAUCAAACCUGCAAUGUUUGGUACAAUACCUACAGUCUUGGAGUUGGAUCUGUCGCACAAUAAACUAACUGAUGUGUCCAGAGGCAGUCUAGCUAAACUAGCAAGCUGUAGGCUCAUUGACGUCAGCUUCAACAGUUUGGAGAAGAUAUUCCAGAUACCCAUCAGUUUGGGGGAGUUGAACCUGUCACACAACAAUAUAAGUACAAUCAAAGCCAACACGUGGCCGACAAUGAACGCGCUGUUGUCGCUCAACCUGUCGCACAACCAGUUGGCCGAUAUGUCCAGCGAUUCAUUCAGCGGUCUCUUAACGCUGCAAACGCUUGAUCUGUCUAGUAACGCACUGGACGCGCCGCCGUGGGAAGCGCUGAAUACGCUGACUAGUUUACAGUAUUUGUAUUUGCAGUAUAACAACCUGACGUCAUUAUCUAAAUCUGCUUUCGGUAAUCUGCCAACGACAUUCAAACUGGAUCUGUCGUACAACCAGUUGGCCGACAUAUCCGAGAAGGCGUUCAGCGGUAUGGCGCAGUUGUUGGAUCUGUCUCUGAAGGGGAACAGACUAAGAAGAAUACCCAACGGCGCAUUCACCGGCUUGGUGGCUAUGAGGAAAUUAGAUCUUUCAUACAACGAACUGGACAAAAUUGAUAACAAAACUAACGGAUUGCUCGAUGACUGUCUGUCUCUAGAAAUGGUAAAUUUGAGUUACAAUAAAAUCGGUUUCCUUACAAAGAAAAUGUUCCCAUCAAAUCCGUGGAUACCAUACAGGCUGAUGGAAGUUGAUCUGAGUCACAACGAGAUACCGGUGGUGACGUUUGAUAUAACACACGGCGGGAAGAAGAUUAAGAGACUGAAUCUAUCAUGGAACUAUAUAAACGACAUAAGAAAUAAUGUCCUCGGCAAUCUCACCUCCCUGGAGAUGUUGGAUCUAUCACACAAUCAAUUGAAAGAUCUAGUAUCAAGGACAUCGGAUUCAAAAUUCAAUUUACCGGAGAAUAUAACGGAGUUAUACAUAAACGACAAUGUUCUGGAAGUGCUGCCGGUCAAUGAACUCCUUAAAUCUAAAUUAUUGAACAAGUUAGAUGUGAGACACAAUCUCUUGACAAGUUUUUAUCCGGAGCUUGUAAAAAUGAUACGAGAAAAUGGCCUCCAUGUUUAUUUUGAAGAUAAUAAAUUGAAGUGUGACUGCUUCACUCGCCCUCUGAAGCAUUAUUUGAAGAAACAAACAGUAACUAAAAUUGACACAGACAAUAUGUACAAAAAUAUAACCUGUUUUGAACCGCCAUCUUUAGAAAAUGAGAAUUUUUUGACAUUGGAUGAAGACAGAUUAUUGUGUGCUGGCAACGUUGAAAUAAAUGACAAGAUGAGAGAAUACGGCAACACUGAAUACGACUUCACAUCCGAACCUGAUGUCCUGUUCCGAGAUAUACAAUAUUCCCAGCAGUCGAUGUACACUCACUGGUACGUGGCGACGACAGACGACGUCGCCGACUUUUAUAUAUACGUGCGGGACACCAACAACACUGUGUACUACAGCAAGGACAUCUCAUACAACCUGCGCGCGCUCACAAUCAACAUCGAGGACAAAUUCAAAACGGCUCUCAAAGAUGGCGGCCGAUUUGACGUCUGCAUUCAAGCGAAGACGUCAAACGGCUUCGCGCGCAAGUGGUUUGACAGCCAGUGUCAGAGCGUGCCGCCGAACUUUGACAGCUGGCCGAGGAAGCUGUCAGUGGACAAAAGGAGGUUGUCGAAGAAGAAGGUCACGUACAGCUGGUUCUCUAACAGCGUUUUGGGUCUGGUGAGCGAUUCGAUACUUAUAACGUUGUGUAUUUUCCUCGGCGUCUGUUUCCGGCGGCUCGCGGAUCUAGAUAUCUGAAUGCGGGUUCGAGAAAACAGAGGAGAAUUUGGUUUGACAGAGAGCUUUAAAGAUUACUAUCUUUCUAUAUACAUAGUAAUCGUUUACAAAAGAACACCCUGUAAAUAAAUAGAUUGAAGGUGAUAUGAAAAGUGUUUAAGAUUGCUCAAAAAAAAUACUAUAUCCGUCCAAAUAAAUACUCAUAUAUUUUUUUAUUUAUUUUAAGAAUUUAAUUAAUAUGAAUAUUUAAUUUUUUUAUUAUGUAUUAUAUUUUUCCUAUUUUUGUACACUGCCAGCAUUUGUUUAAGAUGAAAACGAAUCCGUCCUUUAAAAUCGCCGCCUCUUUUAUAAAUUUAGCUUUAAGAUAUUAAUCACAAUUUAAUUAAAAAUAUGUUUUAAAUAUUUAUAAUCUGUAUAUACAUUUUUAUGAAUGUUACCAUAAAUAAAACCACAGAUAAAAUUAUAUUUUAUUAUAUAUAUUAAA
This is a messenger RNA of Danaus plexippus (monarch butterfly), 3987 nucleotides long. It is a transcript of the gene conv, whose product is annotated as chaoptin-like. NCBI's taxonomy places the organism in Eukaryota, Metazoa, Arthropoda, Insecta, Lepidoptera, Nymphalidae. The transcript has 19 exons. The record is from RefSeq and is a predicted model, not a curated record. The coding region runs from base 162 to 3524 and encodes 1120 amino acids. Gene Ontology annotation, molecular function: protein binding.